Molecule: messenger RNA, 1662 nt
Organism: Aureobasidium melanogenum CBS 110374
Lineage: Eukaryota; Fungi; Ascomycota; Dothideomycetes; Dothideales; Saccotheciaceae
Exons: 2
Coding region: 1-1662 (553 amino acids)
Biological process (GO): protein localization to vacuolar membrane; positive regulation of phosphatidylinositol biosynthetic process; vacuole inheritance
Cellular component (GO): PAS complex; fungal-type vacuole membrane
Source: RefSeq, a predicted model, not a curated record
AUGACUGUUGAGACAGAAACCGUCAGCUCUAUUCCACAAUCGCAGAUUGCUACCAUCGACCGUUCUACCUUGGGUAGGCCCGAUCUAGGAGGCUCUCUUCGCAUGAAGCCCAGCACUGAGACGAUACGACCGAGAAAGGAGAGAAAGCGAGCGACGCGCAAAGCGCCCUCGAUUAACAACGGAACGGCCUCCUCCAAAGCCGAUAUAUUCGAGGCCAGAGUCGCGAACGCCGUCGAUGAAGCCAAUUCGUCAGACUCAGACGAGACGUUUGUAUACGAAUCAAAUCCGCCGGAGCCACAGCACAGAGCUAGUCGACAUCAUUCGCGCACACCUAGCGGAACAUCGCUCCAUAGCCAGAGCGACUUCCGCCAUGGAAUGCGACCUUAUGGCGAUCAUCGUAUCGCAGGCAAGCGGAGUAUGAAAUUCUCUAACAAUCCUUAUAGCGUUUUGGACAGUCCUGAAGCUAUGGGCGAUGGCACUGUUCGGGCCCAUCAUGCCAGGCAUAUCGGUAGAUUCGGUCGUCCUGGCGGCAGCAGUCGCGCUUCUCUAUACGACCCAGACUCGCCCUUUACUCAAGCUUCUAAGCUGCGCAGCACCACAUUGUCUGUUUCGGAACGAGCACCCUCACGCCCUGGUACGCCACGCAGCGUACAGAGUGGUCAGCACCGACCUUCUGGCUUGUUUGGCAGGAAGACCGACAACUCACAAUUUGAUUUCGAAGGAGAAGGCGCAGAUGACGAGCGCACGCCCAUGCUAGGCAGCGUCAGAACACCGAGAAGCCAGAGAAACUAUGGUAGACGCUUGAACAGCGACAACAGUAUGCGUUCGAUCGACUACUACGGCGUAAGAGAACCGCGAUCACGAUUCAGCAGAGUCGGAGGGUUCAUCCUGGGCCUUCUGGUAGUCAUGAUGGUGACUAUGGGUGCUGUCGGAUUGCUGGUCAUGUUCAACAAGCCCUUGACCAAUUUCCAUGUGGAUAAGAUCCAGAACGUCUUGGCGAGCGAGCAAGAGAUUAUGUUGGACUUGUUGGUUGGAGCUGUCAACCCAAACAUCCUGAGCGUAACUGUGACGGACAUGGAUGUCAACAUAUUUGCGAAGAGCAAGUAUGUCAACCCUAUUGGUAGAGACAACGGUAUCGUACCAGCGACAGCUCAGCGAAGACGUGAUUCUGCACAUGGAGAGGCUGGAGGCACCCCAUGGCAGGACGAACACGGCCACUGGCACGCAGGCUCAGGCGUGGACAAAGGCACGGAUCCGAUCGAAGGCGACUCACAAACGAUGCUCCUCGGUAGAAUUCUACAUUUCGACCAAGCGCUGUGCUUCGAAGGAUCACCGAUCAAGCGACACACUCACUAUUCGCUGGGCGAGCUUCGACUUGGAUAUCCUGGCAACAAGACCGAGAGUGGCGGAUCAGAGCGCUGGGAGAGAGUGCUCCAGUAUCCUUUCGAACUCAUUCUUCGAGGAGUACUCAGGUAUCAGCUACCAAUGAGCAAUCGACGCCAAACAGCAGCCAUCGGGGCCAGUGUAGUGGUGCAUCCAGAAGAUCCGAUAGACAGUCACGGACGCAUGCGCCUAGAAGAGGUGGACCACAGCGAGGCCUGGCAGUGGAUAGAAGUCGAUGAUUUGGACGACGUCGAGACAUCCAUGACAGAGCUACACUAA